Messenger RNA from Caretta caretta (loggerhead turtle), 1604 nucleotides. The record is from RefSeq and is a predicted model, not a curated record. NCBI's taxonomy places the organism in Eukaryota, Metazoa, Chordata, Testudines, Cheloniidae.
ACCGCUCCUGGGGGGCUGGUUACGGGCAGAGCCCCCCACCCCCCCUUUCUGGCCGGCCUCCCCUUCCCGGACGGGCGGCAGGUCCCCCGUCUCCCACCCCAUCAUGUGGAGGGCACCCGUCCUGCUCCUGCUGGGCCAGGCUUUCGCCUCCGCCUUUUCCAGCACCCCCCACAGGCAGCAGCCCCAUGCACCACCGGCGGGACAAGUGUUCCUGGGUGCAGACGCCGCGCAGGGGUUCUUGGGGCGCCGGCUCCUCUACAAUCACUGGGACUUCGAGCUGGUGACGCCGGGGAACCUGGAGCGCGAGUGCUGGGAGGAGGUUUGCAACUACGAGGAGGCCCGGGAAGUCUUUGAGAACGACUUUGCAACAAAAGCCUUUUGGAACACUUACCCCCACAACGGGAAAGGCGGGAGCUCAGACAGCCCCGGGCUGGACGUGGCCGGGCUGGUGGCCGGGCUGGUGGCCGGGCUGGUGCUGAUGAUCAUGGUCGGCGUCGUUGCCAUGUACUGGGUCAAGUACCGGUCCAAGGAGCGCAGGCAGCACAGCGUCCAUGUCCCCCUGAACCCUGACGUGCCCCUGACCUGCCUCCCUGGGGACCCCAAGCCUCUGGGCCCCCCCGGGCUGCCCUCGUACCAGGAGGCACUGGAGGCAUCGGGAGUCCACGACGCGCCCCCCCCGCCUUAUCCCAGGGCUCCCAGCUCUUCUGCCCAGCCCCACUGAUCAGACCCACAGCCACUGGAUCGCUGCUGGGAGGGAGAUGGGGCGAGUGUGCGUCCGUGGGACAUGAUGAGUGUGUGGAUGAAUGUGCAAGAGGCAUGGUGAGUGUGCAAGUGGGGUGAAUGCAUGGGUGAGUGUAUGAGGUGAGUGCAUGCAUGAGGCACAGGGGUGCUUGCAAAGGGGGUGCAAGGCAGGAGGUACAUGGGACUGGGGUGAGUGUGCAAGGCUGGGAGGCGCAUGUGAUGGAGGCGUGUAUGCAAGGCACAUGGGUGCACGUGAGUGAGAGACAUGAGGGUGCAUGUGAGAGAUGUGGGGUGAGUGUGUAAGGCUGAGGGCAUAUGUGAUGGGGAGCGGGUGUGCAAGAUACACAGGGGUGUAUGAAGUGGAGGGAGUGUGCAAGGAUGGGGGACAUGAUGGGAAGCAGGUGUGAGAGACAUUGGGGCAUGUAUGGGAUGAGUGUGCGAGGCUGGGGCAUGUGUAACGGGGACGGGUGAGUGUGCCAGACACGGGGGCAUGUGUGGUGGGAAUGGAUGAGUGAGAGACAGCAGGUGAGUGCAUCCCAGCGGGCGAGACGCAAGUCUGCGUGUGGAGGAGUGAGGGGACACAAGCACGCCGGGUGGUGUGACAGGGUGAGUGUGAGGAUGAAGCAUGUGUGCAAGGCACAAGCGCAUGCGUGUGCCACGAGUGGCGCCUGACAGAGUGCAGGGCACUGGGAGUGCACCUGGCCCCCCAGCCCUCUGGAGCCCGAACUAUCCCAUUCGGCGGCACAGAGGAGCUGGCCGGGGAUGGCCCCGAUUCCCCUGGAGCCUGCUGCACCGGGGCUGGGACCCCGCCUCCCGCGCCGGGAUUGUUGUCAGCGAAAUAAAGCGCCAGCCGUUUGCUAGAA